UCGGGUGGCUCCCCGGCCUCCGCCGGCGUCCGCCUAGGCGCGGCGCUGCGUGAGCUGCUGGUGAAGGAGGAGGCGUUGGCCCUGCCACGUUUGGGUUGCGGUUCCCGGCUCUGGCGCGGGCGGUGCAAGAGGAGGUGGGGCUGGCGCUGAAGCCGGAUCCGGAUCCGGUUCUGUGUAGCUGGGUGAAGGAGAGUCMCACGCGUGCGAGGAGGAGCACCAACGGUUGGGCCUCUGCAGACCUUACUGGAAAGAUGAAACCUGAUGAAACGCCAAUGUUUGACCCAAGUCUACUCAAAGAAGUGGACUGGAGUCAGAAUACAGCAACAUUUUCUCCAGCCAUUUCUCCAACACAUCCCGGAGAAGGUUUGGUUUUGAGGCCUCUUUGCACUGCUGACUUAAAUAGAGGUUUUUUUAAGGUACUGGGUCAGCUAACAGAGACUGGAGUUGUCAACCCUGAACAGUUUAUGAAAUCUUUUGAGCAUAUGAAGAAAUCUGGGGAUUAUUAUGUUACAGUUGUGGAAGAUGUGACUGUAGGACAGAUUGUUGCUACAGCAACUCUGAUAAUAGAACAUAAAUUCAUCCAUUCCUGUGCUAAGAGAGGAAGAGUAGAAGAUGUUGUUGUUAGUGAUGAAUGCAGAGGAAAGCAGCUUGGCAAAUUGUUAUUAUCAACUCUUACUUUGCUAAGCAAGAAACUGAACUGUUAUAAGAUCACUCUUGAAUGUCUACCAGAAAAUGUUGGUUUCUACAAGAAGUUUGGAUAUACAGUAUCUGAAGAAAACUACAUGUGUCGGAGGUUUCUACAGUAAAAAUCUUGAGAGGAUCUAAUGCUACAGCACUUCAUUCUUCCUAGAAUAAAAAAAACAUUUUUGUUACUACAACCCAGUGACCUCCAUAAUGCUGGACUGAAAAAACAUUGGACUACUACAAGUUUAAUGACAUUUAGAAGAUUACUUUGAGAUGGUGGGACAGUCUGAGUUUAGAUUACAAAUGAAUAUUAUCAAAGGGGAUGAUUUUUAACCAAAGGAAUAUAUUUUUAACUUGAAUCUUUUCUUGCAUUGUAUUUUUCUAAAGUUUGGCUUCAUUUCUUGAUAGUCAAGAGUAUGGGUAGUAAGGAGUUAUAGGUCUGCUGUCUUUGCUGCUCAUUUUUAAAAAGUAUACAUUCACAAAAUUAAAUAUUUUGUUUCAAAGAAACAUCUAAAUAAACCUAGAGGUGUAUCAUUUCUCACAUAUUAUAGGAAGUUGGAUAAAUUACUUAGAACUAAGUUUGUCCAUCUUAAUGUUGGCAAACAACUUUGUCAACAUUGUAAAGAAAGAAAAAUUAGCUUAUAAAAUGUGAAAAGAUUUUAAGUACAGUAGUUUAAAUGUUUCAGUAAAAGUUCAUAUAGUUCCUAUGGAGAUCAAGUACCACCUGUCUUAYUGUGAAACAAUAAAUUUGCCCAAGGGCAAAUAAAACAGGCCAUCCAAGGUACGCUUUUGUGGAAUUGUGUGUGGUACUAGUGAUUGAACCCAAGGUAAAGUACCUUUUUAAUAGUGAACUAGCAACUCUAGGCAUACCCCAGUUUCUCUUUUCAUGGGUAUCUGAAACCUUUCUUUUGUCAAACAUUUUUAUGAAACAUGGACAGAUUAUAAAAUUUGAGUGAUAUUUAAAAAUGUAUGGUACUAUAAUUGCCACAUUGUUAAAAUACUGAUGGAAGCUUUUAUAUUUAAUGUGAUUAUAAUGGUACUAUUAUUCUGAUCACUAUCUUGUUUUGAUUUUAUUUAUUUCAAUUAUUUUUUAAAAUUGA
Molecule: messenger RNA, 1784 nt
Organism: Urocitellus parryii (Arctic ground squirrel)
Lineage: Eukaryota; Metazoa; Chordata; Mammalia; Rodentia; Sciuridae
Gene: Gnpnat1
Product: glucosamine-phosphate N-acetyltransferase 1
Molecular function (GO): glucosamine 6-phosphate N-acetyltransferase activity
Source: RefSeq, a predicted model, not a curated record